Astyanax mexicanus (Mexican tetra) is the source of this 10567-nucleotide messenger RNA. RefSeq names its product FRAS1 related extracellular matrix 2a (gene frem2a). The coding region runs from base 152 to 9478 and encodes 3108 amino acids. The record is from RefSeq and is a predicted model, not a curated record. Gene Ontology annotation, cellular component: membrane. The transcript has 24 exons. NCBI's taxonomy places the organism in Eukaryota, Metazoa, Chordata, Actinopteri, Characiformes, Acestrorhamphidae. Gene Ontology annotation, biological process: cell communication.
GUGAGAGGAGGAUGAGUCUCGAGCGCCGAUCCGCGCGCGUGUGGUUUUUCUCAACUUCCCGCGCCUUUUUCCUUCCCUGAGGUGGAUUUUAUGAGAGGAAUAUUUGCUUUUCGCUCUGUUUUCUGUGUUUUUUCGUCCUUGUUGUUGAACUAUGGAGCUCCUCUGGUGUCUUAUUCUUCUGGCAGGUUCCGUAACGGCCGUUUUCUCUCAGCGAGUCGGCGGUUAUAGGCUGUCGUACGCCUACACGCCCGAGCUGUCAGAAGACGCGAUACUUGUAGCUAAUAAUGGGAUCCGUGUGCCUUUCGGACGGUCAGUUUUCAUAGACCCCAUCAACGACCUGGUGACUGAGGUGCAGCCGGGCGACAGGUGCACCGUGACCGUCCUGGACAACGACCCCCUGUCCCAGAGACCGGGGCGCCUGUCCCCCAAAAAGUUUCCGUGUGAAUUCGGUCCUAACGACGUGAAGUACUCUCACUUCGGCUCCAGAAGCCCCUCCGAGGACAGAGUGAGGCUCCAACUCAGAUAUGACACUCAAACUGAAACUAUCAUCAUCCCCUUCGUGCUGGAGGUGGAGGUGCUUUUCACCCAGCUGGAAAUCCUCACCAAGAACAUGCCACUCACCGUGGACAAACUCCAUGGAACUAGCAACCCAAUUGACAGAAAAAUACUCGAAUUCACUUACGACAGAUCCUCUGAGCGCUGUGAGCUGGCAUCGCUGGCACCCACCAGCGCUCUGCCCAGAUAUGGAGAAGUUAAAGAUGAGGGCAAACUAGAGAACAUGAUGGAUUGUGACUCCUUCCUCAAAGCUGGCAUCCGCUACAAGCACACCUCCACUCACAAGUCCCCAGACAAGGACUACAUCCCAAUGGUUGUAGAGCUCCGAAACCAAGAAAACAACCUCCUCAAGCAAGAGCACUUCCACAUCAUGAUCCGCAUCAAAGAAGGACUCAAGAACACCCCUCCCAAACCUAGUUUUGGGGCUAUGAUGAUGAUGGAAGUCGACCAGUUCGUCAUGACCGCUUUGACUCCCGACAUGUUGGCCGCAGAGGACACAGAGUCAGACCCGGGAGAGCUUAUCUUCAACAUCACCUCUCCUCUUUCUUACGAGGAAGGGUAUGUUGUGAGUACAGAUGAUAGAAAUUUACCAAUUACAUCUUUUUAUCAGCGAGAUUUAAGAGAGCUGAAGAUAGCCUACAAGCCUCCAGCGCUGGACUCUGACACAGAGAGGAUAUUUCAGAUUGAGUUUGAGGUGCUGGACACGGAUGGUGGCAUCUCAGAUCCGUUCGCGUUCAUGAUUGUGGUGAAGCCCAUGGACACACUUGCACCAGUGGUGACUAAAAACACAGGGCAGCUCCUGUACGAAGGUCAGUCCAGGCCUUUGUUCACUCAGAACAAUUUAGAGAUCAGUGAUGAAGACAACUUGGAUAGUGUGAGGAUAAGUGUGGUAGAUGGUUUGCGUCAUGGUGAGCUCACUGUUCUUGGCUUCAGCGGGAAGUUCUUCACCCCAGAUGAUCUCCAGCGUGGUAUUGUCAUCUACCAGCAUGAUGGAAGUGACACAUAUAGUGACAACAUCAUUUUCCGGAUGACAGACGGCAAGAAUGAAGUAGAGUUUUUGUUCCCCAUUACAGUGGUGCCCACAGAUGAUGAGCCCCCCAUUAUCAAUGCCAACACAGGACUGGUGCUGUUUAAAAAUCAGAUAAUGCCCGUUUCACCACUAAUGCUGAGUGCUGCAGAUAUUGACUCUGAAGAUUCCACUAUUAAGUUCAGUAUUGAGCCUCCGCUGUCUGCAAUAGGUGAGGUCCUGCUUAGGCAGUCUGAAGCUCCAGAGGAUCCUUCCUCAUGGAAAUUCAAUACUGAAGACGGCAUGUAUGAAAAAGUUGUAACAGAGUGGAUCCAAAAGGACAUUACAGAUGGAAAGCUAUUCUACAGACACAAAGGGCCCCACAUUACAGAGACUGUGACUGACCAGUUCAACUUUAAAGCCCAGGAUGAUGCUGACCCCCCAAACCAGUCAGACGAGGACAUGUUCUUUAUUAGAAUUCUCCCUAUCGAUGAUGUUCCUCCUGUGCUUUUCCCUGGAACCACUUUACAAAUGACAGUUCAUGAGUAUCAGCUGACACAUUUUAGCAAGAGCGUUCUUCGCUACACUGAUUUGGACUCUGAGGACCGAGACCUGAAAUACACCAUAACUCAGCCCCCCACAGACACGGAUGAAAAUAACCCAGUCAAGUUUGGAUCAAUAGUUUUAACUGAGCACCCUAAUAAUGCUGAGGUAAGCGAAUUCACUCAAGCACAAGUGAACCAUCAUAAAAUUUCCUACCUCCCACCAGACAUAGAACUGGGCAUCACUGCUCAUGUAGUGCAGUUUCAUUUCACAGUUGAAGACACUGCUGGAAACAGUGUAGAAGGAGUCUUCACCAUAUUUCUGCAGCCUGUCAAUAAUAAACCCCCGCAGAUAACUAACACUGGCUUCACAGUCUUUGAGCGUGGCUCUCAUAUAAUCACAAAUGCUGAGCUUGACACUGCUGACCUGGACACAGAUAGCAAGCACAUUUCUUUUACUUUGACUCAAACUCCGCAGCAUGGUCAGGUCCAGCUUAACUUUGCGGAUUUGAUCAAAGGCAGUGCUUUUAAUCUAGUGGAUAUCUCUGAGGGCAGAAUUUCUUACAUUCACAAUGGAGAUGAGUCUACCAGCGACACCUUUAAAUUGGAUGUCAGUGAUGGUGUGCAUGUUGUACCGAUUACAAUAAGAAUAGCAGUGAAGCCAGUUGAUGAUGAAAUGCCAACUCUGAGUCUCCCAGCAGGCACCAUUGGCUCUCAUUUGGAUGUGUUGGAAAAUGGUGCCAGUGAAAUUACUGCCAGUGUAAUCCAAGGAAAAGAUGAAGACACAGAUGACCUUAGGUUGACCUUUAUUGUUGAGGAUGCUCCCGUGUUCGGAGAGAUCCUGGUAAAUGGAAUUCCUUCCAGUCGGUUCACCCAAGCUGACAUAAUCAGUGGUCUGGUGGUGUAUGCUCACACCAGUGGUGAGAUUGGCCUUGCCUCGAAGAAGGACUCGUUCAACUUGACCCUCACUGAUAUGGCUGAUGAGUGGGUGGUAGGAGGUAAUAAGGUCAGCGGAGUUCGUGUUGAUGUCACCAUUUUGCCAGUAGAUAGCCAGGCCCCUGUUGUAACAGUUGGACCAGUAUUUAGCGUUCUGGAAGGAGACAAGAACACAAUUAGAGGACAUCAAAUAACUGUUGAGGACAAAGACACGCUCACCGAUGACAUUUUGUGUACCAUCAUUGUCCAGCCAACAUCUGGCUACAUAGAGAACAUCUCCCCAGCACCAGGUUCUGAAAAGUCCAGGUCUGGAACAGCUGUCAGUGCUUUCACUGUUGCAGAUGUCAAUGAUGGUCAUAUUCAUUAUGUUCAGAGCAUACAUAAAGGAGUUGAGCCAGUUGAAGACAGAUUUAUGUUCAGAUGCUCUGAUGGUGUGAACUUCUCAGAGAGACAGUUCUUCCCAAUUGUUAUUAUUCCCACCAAUGACGAGAAGCCAGAAAUCUUCAUGCGAGAAUUUGUAGUCAUGGAGGGCAUGAAUGUUAUAAUCGAUACACCAAUCUUGAAUGGAGCUGAUGCUGAUAUUCCUGCAGAAGAACUGACUUUUAUAGUUACAGAGCCACCAAAACAUGGUUUCAUCCUCAAUCAGAUGACCACUGGAUCUACACCAGUCACUAACUUUACUCUCGAGCAAAUUAAAGAAGCUUCUAGUAUCAUUUAUGAGCAUGAUGAUUCUGAGACGACAGAAGACAAAUUUAACGUUAUUCUCACUGAUGGAAAACAUAACGUUGAAGGAACUAUCAUGGUCAUGAUCCUUCCAGUGGAUGAUGAGACUCCAAGAUUAGCAAUCAAUGAUGGUUUGGAAGUUGAAAUUGGUGAGACAAAAGAAAUAAACAGUAAGAUUUUGAAGGCAACAGAUUUGGACUCGGAUGAUGACUUGCUUACAUUUAUCAUUCGUCAUGGACCGGGCCAGGGCUUUCUACAGAGGAAAACAGAUGGAGGAUCUUUUGAGAACAUCACAAUUGGUAUGAACUUCACUCAGAUUGAACUGAAUCAGGGUCGUAUUAUUUAUACACACAAUGGACAGGAAGGCAUUCGCGACCUUGUGAAGUUUGAUGUAACAGAUGGCAUUAAUCCAUUAAUUGACAGAUACUUUUAUAUCACAGUUAGCAGUAUAGACAUGGUGUUUCCUGAUGUUAUUAGCAAAGGGGUAUCUCUCAAGGAAGGUGGCCGGGUCACACUCACCACUGACCUGCUCAGUACCAGUGAUCUCAACAGCCCAGAUGAAAACCUCGUCUUCACCAUCACCAGAGCUCCUGUGAGGGGACAUCUGGAGAGCACUGACACACCAGGGAUGCCCAUCGUGUCCUUCACUCAGCUCCAGCUGGCUGGAAGUAAGAUCUAUUACAUCCAUACAUCAGAUGAUGAAAUCAAGAUGGACAGCUUUGAGUUUGAGGUCACUGACGGUUAUAACCCCGUGUUCCGCACCUUCCGGGUGUCCAUAGUUGACGUAGACAACAAGAAACCAGUCCUGACAGUCCACGAGCUCCUGGUGACCGAAGGUCAGAACAAACUCAUCACACCUUUUGAGUUGACCAUAGAAGAUCAGGAUACAGCUGAGCACCUUCUGAAGUUCACUGUCACUCAGUUGCCUGUGCACGGUAAACUGCUCUACAACAACAGCCGUCCAAUUACAAGCUUCACCAAGCAAGACCUGAAUGAAAACCUGAUUAGUUACAAACACGAUGGCACAGAAUCAAACGAGGACAGCUUUUCUUUCACUGUAACUGACGGAACACACACAGAUUUCUACGUCUUCCCCGACACAGUGUUUGAGACUCGUAAACCCCAAGCUAUGAAGAUAACUAUCGUGUCCGUCGACAAUGGUGUACCACAGAUUGUGGUGAACAAAGGUGUUCACACUUUAAAGCUCCUGCCUUCUGGCCACCUGGGCUACCUGAUCACCAGCAAAGUACUAAAGGCAGAAGACUGGGACAGCAGCCCAGAAUUUCUGCUUUUUCAGAUCACUAUACAACCAGAACAUGGAUACCUGAUCAACCUGGAGAGAGGGAACGAAUCCAUCAACGCUUUCACUCAAGCGGACAUUGACGACUUAAAGAUCUGCUAUGCUCUGAAAGACAAGGAGAAUGCCACCAGUGACAUCUUCCAGUUUUCUGUUGAAGAUAGUGGAGGCAAUAAGCUGAAGGGUCAGCAGUUCCACCUGGACUGGGCCUGGAUCUCCCUGCAGAACCAGAGCUACGUGGUGGAUGAGCAGGCCGGGCAGCUGGAGGUGGUUCUGAGGCGCAGAGGCUACCUGGGAGAGACCUCUUUUGUAGGAAUCGGCACUCUGGACGGCAGCGCAGAGAAGGAGAAAGACUUCCGGGGGAAGUUUCAGAAGCAGGUGCAGUUUAAUCCAGGCCAGACCACGGCCACGUGGAGGGUCAAGAUCUUGUCAGACGGGAAAUAUGAACAGUCUGAGACCUUCAACAUUGUUCUGUCUGAGCCGGUCAUGGGGGCUUUGGAGUCGCCAGCAGUGGCUACAGUGGAGAUUGUGGACCCUGGAGAUGAGUCCAAAGUGUUCAUUCCCCAGGUGAGUUUUGCUGUCGAGGAGGACGUCGGGGAGCUACUGAUUCCAGUGCGCAGAACCGGAGAUGUCAGUGAGGAGCUGAUGGUACUCUGCUACACUCUACAAGGCUCUGCUAAAGGCACUGUUCCGAGUACCGUCCUCUCUUACUCAGACUACAUCUCCCGGCCCGAGGAGCAGGUCAGCAUGCUGCGCUUUGAUAAAGACGAGGCGGAGAAGUUUUGCCGGGUGGUCGUCAUCGAUGACUCCCUGUAUGAGGAGGAGGAGAGUUUUAAUGUGUCUCUCAGCAUGCCGUUGGGUGGCCGCCUGGGCUCGGAGUACCCCAGCACUCGCAUCAGCAUCCUGCCCGACCUGGAUGACGCCCCCGUGUUCUACUUUGGCGAUCAGGAGUACCAUGUGGAUGAGAGCGAUGGUCACGUUGAGGUGAAAGUGUGGCGGUCAGGAACGGAUCUCUCUAAACCAGCCACAGUCACUGUCAGAUCACGAAAGACUGAGCCAGUGUCAGCUGAAGCUGGUGUGGACUACGUGGGCAUCAGCAAGAACCUGGACUUCGCCCCAGGAGUGAACCAUCAGACCAUCCGGGUCACUAUCCUGGAUGACCUUGGCCAGCCUCUGCUGGAAGGCACGGAGAGAUUUGAGCUUGUCCUUCGCAUGCCUUCCAACGGCAUUCUGGGAGAACCAGGGAGGGCCACCAUCUUCAUCAACGACUCAAUCUCUGAUCUGCCGAAGGUGCAGUUUAAACAGGCUGUUCUGGUUGGAGAGGAGAGCGAAGGCCGUCUCACUGCGAUGGUCCAGAGAAGCGGUGACACCGGCCACAGGUCCAGUGUGCGCUGCUACACACGCCAGGGCUCUGCACAGGUGGCCAAUGACUUUGUGGAGAGACCCAACACUGAUUCGUCCAUCAUAACCUUCUCACCAGGCGAGGUGGAGAAGCCAUGUGUGCUGACUCUGGUGGAUGACUUGCUGUAUGAAGAGGAGGAGGAGAUGAGGUUGGUGCUGGGGAGUGCGAAGAGUGAUUCCUCAUAUGGAGCGUCCGUAGGCCGGCAGAACGAAACGCUCAUCAGGAUUAAAGACACUGCAGACAAGCCCAUUAUAAAGUUUACUGAGACGAAGUUCAGUGUGAGUGAACCCAAAGAGUCGGGUCAGGUCAGUGUGGUGAAGAUCCCUGUGCGGCGAGUGGGAGACGCUUCCGUGAUGUCCGUGGUGAGAGUCCACACAAAAGACGGAUCAGCCGUCUCUGGCGAGGACUACCACCCCAUCUCUCAGGAUGUUGAAUUUAAGGAGGGGGAAAGAGAACAUUUUGUGGAGAUUGAGGUUCUGUUUGAUGGAGUUAGAGAGAUGAGGGAAGCCUUCACUGUCCACCUCAAACCUGACGAGAACAUGGUGGCCGAGACCCAGGUGACCAAGGCCAUCGUCUACAUUGAAGAAACCAACAGCAUGGCAGAUGUCACAUUCCCCUCACUGCCACAUGUUGUGUCUCUGCUGCACUAUGAUGAUGUCAAAAGGACCAAGGCAAACGCCCACCCACCUGCUGGGUAUCCUGUAGUUUGCGUAACGGCCUGUAACCCCAAAUACCCAGAAUUUGACAAAACAGGCUCCAUCUGCUUGAGCGAGCGCAUCAACGACACUCUCACACGCUACCGCUGGCUGGUCAGCGCCCCCACAGCCCCGGAUGGAGUAACCAGCCCCAUGAGGGAGGUGGACUUUGACACCUUCUUCACCUCGUCCAAGAGGAUCACCCUGGACUCCAUCUACUUCCAGGCAGGCUCGCGAGUGCAGUGCGCCGCUCGCGCCGUCAACUCCAACGGAGACGAGGGACUGGAGCUCAGCAGCCCCAUCACGUCCAUCAGCGCGGAAGAGGGAAUGUGCCAGCCUCGCAAAGUGGGCACAGUGGGGGCCGAGCCUUUCUCUGCCAAGCUCCGCUACACUGGCGCAGAAGAUCCGGAACAUGCCAACCUCAUCAAGCUUAGUGUCACCAUGCCCCACAUAGACGGCAUGCUGCCAGUGGUCUCCACUCGCCCCCUGUCCAACUUCGAGCUGACUCUGAGCCCUGACGGAAGCCGCGUGGGCAACCACCGCUGCUCCAACCUGCUGGACUUCAACGAGGUGUCCACCCGCCACGGCUUCCUGACCAAGGCCACUCGCAGCAUGGAGAGCGUGGGAGAGAGCUCCCCCUACCAGUACAGUGCCCCCCUGCGGGGCGAGAGCACACUGCGCUUCUACAGGAACCUCAACCUGGAGGCCUGUCUGUGGGAGUUUGUCACGUAUUAUGACAUGUCUGAGCUGCUGACUGACUGCGGGGGAACAAUCGGCACAGACGGCCAGGUGCUGAAUCUGGUCCAGUCCUACGUGACCCUGCGGAUCCCUCUCCACGUCUCCUACGUGUUUCACUCUCCUGUGGGCGCCGGCGGCUGGCAGCACUUUGACCUGCAGUCUGAGUUGCGGCUCACCUUUGUGUACGACACUGCCAUCUUGUGGAAGGAUGGCAUCGGGAGUCCUCCCCAAGCGGAGAUGCAAGGAGCUCUGUAUCCAACCAGUAUGAGAAUUAAUGAGCAGGGUCGUCUGGUGGUCAACUUCCGCACUGAGGCUCGCUUCAGAGGACUGUUUGUAGCGUCUCAUCCAGCAUCUCCUUUGAUGUCGAUGGUCAUGAGUGCAGACCACCCUGGACUGACCUUUAACCUCUCCUUGGUCAGAACGGAGCCCACCUACAACCACCCAGUGCAGCAGUGGAUGUUCACCUCUGACUUUGCAGUGCGUGAUUACUCUGGCACAUACACUGUGAAGCUGAUCCCCUGCACCACAGCCCUGAACAUCGAGUACUCCGUACCUGCUGUGUGUAACCCCAGAGAGCCAAUCACGUUUGAUCUGGACAUUCGAUUCCAGCAGGUGAGUGACCCUGUUGCGGUGGAGUUUAGUCUCAAUACACAGAUGUUCCUGCUGUCCAAGAGAUCUGUGUGGCUCUCUGAUGGAUCCAUGGGCUUCGGCCAGGAGAGUGAUGCUGCUUUUUCAGAGGGAGAUAUUAUCUAUGGGCGAGUGAUGGUGGAUCCAGUGCAGAACCUGGGGGACUCUUUCUUCUGUAAUAUUGAGAAGGUUUAUUUGUGCACUGGAGCAGAUGGAUACGUGCCCAAAUAUAACCCUACAAAGUUCGAGUUUGGCUGCUUGGCCGAUUCUCCUUCUCUUCUCUACAGAUUUAAACUUAUUGAUAAAUCACAGCCAGAGACUCAGGCUCAGAGCUUUGGUGAUGUGGGCUUCAAUGCUCUGCUGGCAGUGGACGAUCCAUCUGCCAUUUCUCUAGUGAAGCAGCCCGGCUCAGAUGGCUUCAGACUGGAUUCUGCUCCGUUAUUUCAGGUGGCAGCAGGCAGGGAGUGGUACAUCCACACCAUCUACACUGUGCGCUCCAGAGAUAACGCCAACCGUGGCAUUGGCAAGAGAAGCCUGGAGUACCACUCCUUCACGGCGGGUUCCACAGUGCCCUCGGCUCAGAGCUCCAGGCGUGAGAAGCGGUGGGCCAGAGACGUCCCUGCCAUCGCAGAGGACAUCAGUGUGGAGAACAACAGAGGAACCAACAUCAUGCACAUCGCUUUGGACCGCAGCCGCAGACGGGCCGCCUCCAGUGACGAGCUGUUUGCUGACAGCCUUGCUCCUCAGGGGCUGGGCAGUCACGGUGCCGAGGACAAGGUGGUGACAGUGGUGGGAGCUGUAGUCGGGCUUCUGCUGGCUGUUGUUCUUAUGGCCGCUCUCGUCCUCGUGGCACGGUCACAACAGAGACCAGCAAAAGGAGCGCCGAAGGUCUCCUCCAGCAUGCAGCCGGUUAUACUGAGGAGCGGCUUUGACUGCAGCGACAGCUCAGAGGUCUGAAGGCUGGCAGAUCAGCUGCUGGCUUUCCUGAUCCUUGAGCCUGUCUCUCUCUCUCCCUACUUUUGUUGUGGUUCAACAAGUGCCUCAGACAGUUCCAGUCCUAUGGAGAGCUUAUGGACCAAAAUCACGCUCAACCCAAAGGAACAACAUCCUGCAUCUGCAUCUCAACAGCGUCCAGCUGAAUAGAUUUCACUUCAUACCACGAUAGAUUUAUCUUUAUAUUUUAUUCUACACUCUAAAAAACAGAGGUACGAUAUGAGUACUUUUUUGUACUCAGAGGUACAUUCUUCAUAAUUGUACCCUCAAAGGUGCAAUAUUGUUCUUUACAGGGUCAGAUUUGUUCCCUCUGAAGUACAAAGUCAUUUCUAACAGCAGGAAGUACAGAUUUGUACCAUUUAACCAGCCAAAAGUUACAUUCAGUAUUCUGUAUCACUGCACUAAUAAACAAUAUAUAUUUUAAUUGCACAUUUUUUUAUUUGAAAGCCAGACAAUUUUGGAUCAUCAAGUUUUUGAAACAUAUUUAGUUGAUGAUAAUGUUUAUAAUCUUUAUAAUCUUUACUGGCACAAAAACCAUGGGUACAAAAAAGGACUUUAACUGAAAGGUACUUUUUUGUACCUCAAUAUAAGGUACAGCCCCAGAGACAAGCUUUGUACUCUUUUAAGUACAAAUCUGUACUUCCUGUUCUUAGUGAGUAGGAGCCAAGAGUUGUGCUCUAUCACUCUCUGAUCCACUGAAAAGUGGUGCAUCAGGAUUGGCUCCAACUAUUUGGUUGUAAGAAAAAUGGCACAUGUUCGUUACACAUCACAACAUCACAUAUGCAUGUCAUAUACUAAAUAUAGUUAUUGCUGCUGCUGCUGCUGUUGGUGAGAAAGCUGUGUAUGCUUACAUGAAUGGACUGAUGACUGUGACAUAUUCUACGACUUUAUAUCCCAGUUUUAAAUAUUUGAUAAUCGUGUUCACUUUCACAUGGUUACACAUACAUACACAUGGGUUUUCUUAUUUAAAAUACAUACACAAAGUACAAACCUUUAGUUUUUUAAAAAGACACACUGGCAGAUUUUGAAAUAUCUUACAGUAAAGAUACAGCU